CCUCUCUCUCUUCGUCUUCUUUCCACAUACGCGUCUUCUUCUGCUUAUUGUACAUUUAGCCCCACUCCUUAACUAUCUGCUGCUCUUCUUUCACUCUCUACUCUCUUGAAUCUCUUCCUUUUCUAUUUAAUGUGAACCUGUGUGUGUGCACAUUUGGAAUAAUAAGGAAAAGCCUGGUUUCAAUCAAAACACUUUCUCCACACGGCUCUUCCCCCACAAUCUUUCUUUUUAAAGCUUUUUUCUCCAUUGCUCCCCUCUGAGAUUCUUCUUUGGUAACUGCUCAUGGCAUGCUUUCAUGGUAGUUGAAACGACCGAGUUUACUCGUUUGCGGAACUCGGAAGCUACCUCUCUCUGUCUCUAGACCGCGUGCCCGUGAAUCCCUCAUUGUAUUUGGGAAGAUGAAUACUGGUGGUCGGCUCAUAGCCGGUUCUCACAAUCGGAACGAGUUCGUGCUAAUCAAUGCAGAUGAGAGUGCCAGAAUACGUUCAGUGGAAGAACUAAGUGGACAAUCAUGCCAAAUCUGUGGAGAUGAGAUAGAGCUCUCAGACGAUGGAGAGUCCUUUGUGGCGUGUAACGAGUGUGCUUUCCCCGUCUGUAGAACUUGCUACGAGUACGAGAGACGGGAGGGGAACCAGUCUUGUCCUCAGUGCAAAACCCGUUACAAGCGCAUCAAAGGGAGUCCAAGGGUUGAAGGAGAUGAGGAGGACGAUGGAAUCGAUGAUCUUGAUUUCGAGUUUGAUUAUAAAAGUGGGCUUGGAGGAUCUGAACAAGCUUCAGACACUUUCUCUCGCCGCAACUCGGAGUUUGAUUUGGCUUCUGCUGCACACAGCUCUCAGAUUCCGUUGCUUACUUAUGGAGAUGAGGACGUUGAGAUAUCUUCAGAUAGACACGCUCUUAUCGUCUCUCCAUCACCUUCCCAAGUCAAUAGGUAUCAAGCUCAUUUCGCUGACCAGACUCCACAUCUAAGACCAAUGGUACCACAAAAAGACCUUGCGGUCUACGGAUACGGCAGCGUCGCCUGGAAGGAUCGCAUGGAGGAGUGGAAGAGAAAGCAAACCGAGAAGUUCCAGGUGGUUAAACACGAUGGUGACUCCACCUUAGGCGACGGAGAUGACGCUGAGAUUCCAAUGAUGGAUGAAGGAAGACAGCCACUGUCUCGAAAAGUACCGAUAAAAUCGAGCAUGAUCAACCCUUACAGGAUGCUGAUCAUCCUCCGUCUCAUCAUCCUCGGCCUCUUCUUCCACUACCGUAUCCUCCACCCCGUCAAAGACGCCUACGCCCUGUGGUUAGUAUCAGUCAUCUGCGAGAUAUGGUUCGCUGUCUCGUGGGUUCUCGACCAGUUCCCAAAAUGGUACCCCAUAGAAAGAGAGACGUACUUGGACCGUCUCUCGCUGAGAUACGAGAAAGAAGGGAAACCGUCCGAGCUGGCCGGGGUUGACGUGUUCGUGAGCACGGUGGAUCCUUUGAAAGAGCCUCCGCUUAUCACAGCCAACACUGUUCUGUCCAUCCUCGCGGUUGAUUACCCUGUGGACAGAGUUGCUUGCUAUGUAUCUGACGAUGGUGCUGCGAUGCUUACUUUCGAGGCGCUUUCGGAGACGGCUGAGUUUGCUAGGAAGUGGGUUCCGUUCUGUAAGAAGUAUAGUAUAGAGCCGCGUGCUCCUGAGUGGUACUUUUGUCAUAAGAUGGACUAUUUGAAGAAUAAAGUUCAUCCUGCGUUUGUUAGGGAGCGGAGAGCUAUGAAGAGAGAUUAUGAAGAGUUUAAGGUUAAGAUCAAUGCUUUGGUUGCGACUGCGCAGAAAGUGCCUGAAGAAGGUUGGACUAUGCAAGAUGGUACUCCUUGGCCUGGUAAUAAUGUUCGUGAUCAUCCUGGCAUGAUUCAGGUGUUCCUUGGAAACAACGGUGUUCUCGAUGUUGAGAACCACGAGCUACCUAGGCUAGUCUACGUUUCUCGUGAGAAGAGACCCGGAUUUGAUCAUCAUAAGAAAGCUGGAGCCAUGAACUCCUUGAUACGAGUCUCUGGAGUUCUAUCAAACGCACCUUACCUUCUCAACGUCGACUGUGACCACUACAUCAACAACAGCAAAGCUCUCAGAGAAGCAAUGUGUUUCAUGAUGGAUCCUCAGUCAGGAAAAAAGAUCUGUUACGUUCAGUUCCCUCAAAGAUUCGAUGGGAUCGAUAAGAACGACAGAUACUCUAACCGCAACGUUGUCUUCUUCGAUAUUAAUAUGAAAGGUCUUGAUGGAUUACAAGGGCCGAUAUACGUUGGAACAGGAUGUGUGUUCAGGAGACAAGCGCUUUACGGAUACGAUGCGCCGAAGAAGAAGAAGACUCCGCGCAUGACUUGCAACUGCUGGCCUAAGUGGUGUUUCUUUUGCUGUGGUGGAAGAAAGAAUCGUAAGGCGAAGACAGCUGAUAAGAAGAAGAAGAAGAACAAGGAAGCUUCUAAGCAGAUACAUGCGUUAGAAAACAUCGAAGAAGGUGCGACCAAUAACGUGAAGUCACCAGAGGCGGCGCAGUUGAAGCUGGAGAAGAAGUUUGGACAGUCUCCUGUUUUUAUAGCCUCUGCUGGUAUGGAGAACGGUGGGCUGGCUAGUGAGGCUAGUCCAGCUUCUCUCCUUAGAGAAGCAAUCCAAGUCAUUAGUUGUGGCUACGAAGACAAAACCGAAUGGGGAAAAGAGAUUGGGUGGAUCUACGGUUCUGUCACUGAAGAUAUCCUAACGGGAUUCAAGAUGCAUUCUCAUGGCUGGAGGUCUGUUUACUGUACGCCGAAGAUACCGGCUUUCAAAGGAUCAGCUCCCAUUAAUCUCUCUGACCGUCUCCAUCAAGUUCUUCGUUGGGCGCUUGGUUCUGUUGAGAUUUUCAUGAGCAGGCAUUGCCCUAUUUGGUACGGUUAUGGAGGCGGUUUGAAAGGGCUUGAGAGGUUGUCUUACAUCAACUCUGUGGUGUAUCCAUGGACCUCUAUACCUCUUCUCAUCUACUGUUCUCUUCCAGCUAUAUGUCUCCUCACCGGGAAGUUCAUCGUCCCUGAGAUUAGCAACUAUGCAAGUAUCCUCUUCAUGGCCCUUUUUGCGUCGAUAGCUGUAACAGGCAUCCUAGAGAUGCAAUGGGGCAAAGUAGGGAUCGACGAUUGGUGGAGAAACGAGCAGUUUUGGGUGAUAGGAGGCGUUUCAUCUCAUCUCUUUGCUCUCUUCCAAGGUCUCCUCAAGGUUUUAGCCGGUGUCAACACAAACUUCACAGUCACGUCAAAAGCAGCAGACGACGGCGAGUUCUCGGAGCUUUACAUCUUCAAAUGGACGUCUCUCUUGGUCCCUCCGACCACGCUACUGAUCAUCAACGUGGUUGGAGUCGUUGUGGGAAUCUCUGAUGCGAUCAGUAACGGAUACGACUCGUGGGGACCGUUGUUUGGGAGAUUGUUCUUUGCUCUUUGGGUGAUUCUACAUCUUUAUCCUUUCGUGAAAGGUUUGCUUGGGAAACAGAACAGGAUGCCUACCAUUAUUCUUGUCUGGUCGAUCCUUCUGGCUUCUAUCUUGACGCUUCUUUGGGUGAGAGUUAAUCCCUUUGUGGCUAAAGGUGGUCCAACACUAGAGAUAUGUGGUUUGGACUGUCUUUGAUUGAUACACAAGAAACGUUUUUCCACAGAGGUUAAGUAGAGAGGGAGAGUCUCACAAGAUUUGUGUAACUGUGUUUUAUUAUUAUUGGGGGAGAAAAACAUAUUAGAUUGGAAAAGAAAAUGGAAUUAGAUAUGUAAUGUUUUUCUUUUGGAAGGUGUUUGUAUUGUAGAUAUAGAAGAAGGUUGUUGUCUAUUUUGUUAUUGUUAUAUAUUUUUAUGUGGGGAAAGUGAUUCAAAGAGAUGUUAUAUUAUUAGUUCUUUCAUUGAAUA
This is a messenger RNA of Brassica oleracea var. oleracea, 3880 nucleotides long. RefSeq names its product cellulose synthase A catalytic subunit 5 [UDP-forming]. The coding region runs from base 399 to 3611 and encodes 1070 amino acids. The transcript has 13 exons. Gene Ontology annotation, cellular component: plasma membrane; trans-Golgi network. Lineage: Eukaryota; Viridiplantae; Streptophyta; Magnoliopsida; Brassicales; Brassicaceae. Gene Ontology annotation, biological process: cellulose biosynthetic process; plant-type primary cell wall biogenesis. The record is from RefSeq and is a predicted model, not a curated record. Gene Ontology annotation, molecular function: cellulose synthase (UDP-forming) activity.